Molecule: messenger RNA, 1117 nt
Organism: Dioscorea cayenensis subsp. rotundata (Guinea yam)
Lineage: Eukaryota; Viridiplantae; Streptophyta; Magnoliopsida; Dioscoreales; Dioscoreaceae
Product: NAC domain-containing protein 92-like
Exons: 3
Coding region: 36-818 (260 amino acids)
Biological process (GO): regulation of DNA-templated transcription
Molecular function (GO): DNA binding
Source: RefSeq, a predicted model, not a curated record
UCUUCUCAGAGACUCUCAUCAAACUGUCUUCAAGAAUGGCAGACAAUCCAACGUUCAAAAACUUGCCCCCAGGCUAUAGGUUCCACCCCACAGAUGAAGAACUCAUCACCCACUACCUCUCAAAUAAGGCCAUGAAUCCAUCCUUAACUUCAAGAGCUAUCCCAGAUGUGAAUUUCAACAAGUGUGAACCAUGGGAUCUACCAAGCAAGGCAAUGGUAGAAGAGAAAGAGAAAGAGACGGAGUUUUAUUUCUUUUGCCAAAGAGACAGGAAGUACCCAACUGGUAUGAGAACUAAUAGAGCUACUGAAUCUGGUUACUGGAAAGCAACUGGAAAAGACAGAGAAAUCUUCAAAGAUGGCAAGUUGUUGGUUGGAAUGAAGAAAACCCUUGUUUUCUAUCUUGGCAGAGCUCCUAAAGGCCACAAGACCAAUUGGAUCAUGCAUGAGUACCGACUUCAACAAUCAAAAUGUGCAUGGGUUGUAUGUAGAGUAUAUAAGAAGAAGAAAGAGAGUGAAAAGAGUGUGAAUUCAUCAGAGAAGAGUAAUACAGAAGAGGAGGAACAGAGUUUACAGCAGGAAAAGAUACAUGCAAAUCAAACAAGUUGCAGUUUGAAGAACUUUGGAUACUUGCACCAAAAUGAAUUGCAGCAAUCUCCAGUUCAAUCUAUAGUUACUACUGCAUUGCAAGAUGGAGUGGUUAAUCCUGAAGGAAACACUAGGAUUUCAUCAGCUAACAGUGGCUAUAAUAAUCUCCAACCUUUGGAAAAUUAUCUUCAUUGUUCUUAUGAAGAUUUGAAGAACAUUUACAGCUGGAACUGAUCAUGAGUUAGGUAUACAUACUUUGAAUUAUUUAUAAAUUCAUAUAUAUGUAAUAUAUAUAUAUAUAUAUAUAGGUGUCAUUUUUCAUGAACUUAUUGGUUUCAUAUCAAAUUUGUGGGGUUUUGUUUUUCAUACGCUAUGAUUUUUGUACUUCAUAUUUUAGGUUAUGAGUUGGAGCUGUUUAUAGGUUAAGUUUUGGUGUUAUUGUUGCAUCUGUAUUAUUUUUUUCUUUUGGUUUUAAUGAUGUACUUGGUACAAUGUAUGAUUUAUUGCUGAUGAUGUGAUUACAAUGUAUGAGU